UUUCAUCGAGUUUGAAGAGUUCGUCGACCAUCAUCGCCAUUCUCGAGAAAAGGAUUGGCCUCUGGAGCAUUUCACGCAUAUUUUCGGGAUAAAUUCACAUUUUUCAGCUACUAUUCCUUAUUUUAAGAGUUUUCCGGUAGGGUUCCGUAGUGCGGGAGUGAAAUUUCGGUUGAAACAAACGGAAGUGCAGUGAAAAUGUGGUGAAAAGCUUAUGAAUUGUUGGAGGGUAGAGAAAAAAGAAGAGCAAGAAGAUUGUGUACGUGUAUCUUGUGUGCAGUGAAAAGGUGUCCAAGAAGAAAGAAAAAAAAAGAUUGAAAUACCAGCUUAACCGGAAGUGACCCGUUUCUUGAAAAAUGAGCUACUCCAGGAGCCAAUAUUAUGAGCGCUCGCGAUCGAGAAGCCGGGACCGGAAAUAUCGCCGGGAGUAUCGAGAAAACGGAGACAGAUAUUCAUAUCCGGCACCGGAGUACGGUGCUGCCGAGAGUAGCUACGAUCGGCGGAAGAUUCGCUCGUCGAAGGCUCCGGUUCCCCCGGGCACGUACGCCAGCAGUGGUGGCCAUCGAAGCUCCAGCAGCACCGGUGCCAGUCACUACCGCGAAUCGUACCGGGAGCAGUCUUCCUCUUCCUACAAAUCGGCACACUAUGGUGGUGCUGAGCCGAGCAGUUCCGGCGGCGGAAAGAUCGUGCUUGCCGUGUUCAAUUUGAGCGUUUACACAACCGAACCGGAACUGUACGACAUUUUCUCCAAGUUCGGCCCUAUUAAGAAGGCCACCGUGGUGCUCGAUGCUAAGACUGGACGUUCGCGUGGUUUCGGCUUCGUGUACUACGACAACGCCGAAGAUGCCAAGGUGGCCAUAGCACAGGGCAACGGGAUCGAAAUCCGCGAUCGACGCAUCCGGGUGGACUUUUCGGUUACACACAAACCUCAUGACCCGACCCCAGGUGUCUAUUACGGGAAGGUGAGCGCACCGCCGAAACGUGGCCGCGGAGGCGGACGUGGCGGUGGACGGGGAGCAUCAUCCCGCGGCCCAGGUCACUCGCUUGGGCCACCACCAGUUUCCGUUGGGGGCGGAAUGCGUGGCGGUGCUGUUGCUAGCGCUGGUGGUGGAGGAGGUUACUAUCACUGCGAGGCGUGCGAAAUUGAAGCACGCGAACGGGAAAGAUGGGAACGUGAUGCUAGGCGCUAUGAAGCCAGCAAUCAAUACUACUAUCAGGAGAAAUACGUGGCACCGGAACCCCGGUCGCGGGAACGAUCGGCCGUUGCACCACGUGCCCCACGGAAUGAUUACUACCGGAGUGGAAAUGUUCGCUGACAGUGGCCCCAUUUUGUGGCGCCCGCCGUUCAUCAUCCCGUCUAUCCCGGCGGCUAUGCCGUUGCAUUGAUGUAAUUUAGAUUUACAGUUAAGGUUCCUUUAUCGCUGCAUCCCUUUUUCAUUUCUUUUUUGUUUUCCGAUUGUAUUGAGGCAGAAGCAUUUUGAAACUGUUCCGGUAAAUAAUUGUAUGAUCUGACUUUUCAAUACAAUCCUUCAAAACUUUUAACGUACAGAAAAUUUUCUUUUCAAAUGUGUAGCACGCAUAAUCGCGUUGGAAAGAGAGAUGAAGAAGUAUAAAUGAAUGAUUAUCGAAAAAAAAAAACUAUUACCCACAUAACUGACCCGAAAGAACAGAAAUGCGUUAUAAUGAUUUUUCUUUCAAUCAAUAGUGUUAUCAGAUAAAUUUCCAUACUAACUAUGAAUAAACUAUAUAUUUAACUGUA
This is a messenger RNA of Uranotaenia lowii, 1756 nucleotides long. Its product is annotated as transformer-2 protein homolog alpha-like. NCBI's taxonomy places the organism in Eukaryota, Metazoa, Arthropoda, Insecta, Diptera, Culicidae. The coding region runs from base 354 to 1313 and encodes 319 amino acids. The record is from RefSeq and is a predicted model, not a curated record. Gene Ontology annotation, cellular component: spliceosomal complex. Gene Ontology annotation, molecular function: RNA binding. The transcript is spliced from 5 exons. Gene Ontology annotation, biological process: positive regulation of mRNA splicing, via spliceosome.